GCUUAAGCCUCAAGAAAUGCCGACCGCCGGACCCGGACGGGGAAAGGGUGGAAAAAGUGAAAAGGGUGGAAAGGGUGUAAAGGGUGUAAAGGGUGUGAAGGGCGUGAAGGGUGUGAAGGGUGGAAAAGGUCCGAAGGGCAAGCCUCCGAAGGCGAAGACCGGACCUUGGCAGGGUGGCGGACUGCCGGAGCCGGGGCGGCAUUCGUCUUCUUCAGGGCAAACUUCAGGAAGUUUUUCAAGUUGGGUCUUGAAGCUCAACCAACAUCAAUCUUCAUCAUCAGAUCCUCCCGCCACACCACCAGGCUUGGACUCCCAACAAGGUGUCCAAAAUGAAGCGGACCCAUCGGCCGAAGACGAAGCCGUGAACGAGAGCGCGCGGGAAAGACAUGCUAAUGGCAGCUGCGAUCCUUGUCUCUUCUUUGCUUCGGAAGCUGGUUGCGCAAAGGAGCGUCAGUGCGAAUACUGCCACCUUCCCCAUAGCAUUAUGGAGAUAACGAACGCACAACGUCCUGGAAAGAGAGAUCGACAGAGGAUCAAAGCUAGUAUUGAGAAGAUCAUGGAGGAGGCAAAGGGAGACGAUCUACAACACGAACUACAGUGGGAAGCGCGAUGCAAUGCGUACACGCGCAAAACCAUACUGAGUUGUCUGAACAAGAGGGCAGUAGUCUGAAACCACCGCGAGGGCAUUUUGUUCACAGAAAGGGACGUUGUGGAGAGCAGGUUUUUACGGAGAGCGUCC
This is a messenger RNA of Cladocopium goreaui, 739 nucleotides long. Lineage: Eukaryota; Dinophyceae; Suessiales; Symbiodiniaceae. The record is from the annotation of a GenBank genome assembly.